Molecule: messenger RNA, 2703 nt
Organism: Leptosomus discolor (cuckoo roller)
Lineage: Eukaryota; Metazoa; Chordata; Aves; Leptosomiformes; Leptosomidae
Source: RefSeq, a predicted model, not a curated record
AGAUCCAGCCCAUAUUAUGGCUGGCAGUGGGUCCAGAUCAGGACCGUCCAGUGGGCUUUCCAUGAAAUCACAGCUGCAGAUCACCGUUAUUUCAGCAAAACUCAAAGAAAAAAAUAAAUGGUUUGGACCUAGCCCUUAUGUGGAAGUCUCGGUAGAUGGACAGUCAAAGAAGACAGAAAAAUGCAACAACACAAAUAGUCCAAAGUGGAAACAGCAUCUUACAGUAAUUGUCACUCCUGUAAGUAAAUUAAACUUUCGAGUCUGGAGCCAUCAAACCUUAAAAUCGGAUGUCCUUCUGGGAAGUGCUGCUCUGGAUAUUCAUGAGACUUUGAAAUCAAACAGUAUGAAACUUGAGCAGGUAGUGGUGACGUUGCAUCUUGUUGGUGACAGAGAACCAGCAGAAGUGGUAGGAGAUUUGUCUGUCUGUCUGGAUGGGAUGCAGGUAGAUCCUGAGCUCCUAACCAAUGGUGAUGCCUCAAGUACAAGAAGUCCUACACAGAAUGACAGCUCCAAAGUAAGGAAUGAUACACGGACUAACUCAAAUGGCCUUGAAACCUGUGAAGAUGCUGCUCCCAGUGAAAACAAGACUGUUAAUGGCAGCGAUUCUCCGUUACUCACAAAUGGGAACUGCAAACCUGCUAGACCUCCCAGGCCUUCUAGACCACCUCCGCCCACUCCCCGCAGACCCACUUCAGUAGCUGCAAGUGUAAAUGGUCCUUCAUCCACAUCCACAGAAAAUGAUGGGGCCAGUGCAGGAUCACUGGCAGGUACAGCUGCAAAUACAUCUUCAGAACAGAGCCCUGAGGGGGCAACAGCUGCAACAACAGCUCCUGCAACGGCUGCACUCACCACACCUCCAGUGUCAAGACAAGUCCAGCCAGUAAAUCCUCCACCUCAGGCAGUUACUACAGUCAGUCAAGGUCCUCUUCCACCUGGUUGGGAGCAAAGAGUAGACCAACAUGGUCGAGUGUACUAUGUAGAUCAUGUUGAAAAAAGAACAACAUGGGAUCGGCCAGAGCCUCUUCCUCCAAGCUGGGAGCGACGAGUCGACAACAUGGGGAGGAUUUAUUAUGUUGACCACUUCACUAGAACAACGACGUGGCAGAGACCAACACUAGAGUCUGUCCGAAAUUACGAGCAGUGGCAGCUUCAGCGCAGUCAGCUUCAAGGAGCUAUGCAGCAAUUUAAUCAGAGAUUUAUAUAUGGGAACCAGGACUUUUCAUCCACACAGAACAAAGAGUUUGAUCCUCUUGGCCCUCUGCCACAUGGAUGGGAGAAGAGAACAGACAGCAACGGCAGAGUGUAUUUUGUCAAUCACAACACACGAAUCACGCAGUGGGAAGAUCCCAGGAGUCAGGGUCAAUUAAAUGAGAAACCCUUACCAGAGGGCUGGGAAAUGCGAUUUACUGUGGAUGGUAUUCCAUAUUUUGUGGAUCACAAUAGGAGAACCACUACAUAUAUAGAUCCCCGCACGGGCAAGUCUGCUCUAGACAAUGGACCCCAGAUAGCUUAUGUGCGUGAUUUCAAGGCAAAGGUCCAUUAUUUCAGAUUCUGGUGUCAGCAACUGGCAAUGCCACAACACAUAAAGAUUACAGUGAGCAGAAAAACGUUAUUCGAGGACUCAUUUCAACAGAUAAUGAGCUUCAGCCCUCAGGAUCUACGGAGACGUUUAUGGGUUAUUUUCCCUGGUGAAGAAGGCUUAGAUUAUGGAGGUGUCGCAAGGGAAUGGUUCUUUCUGUUGUCACAUGAAGUUUUGAACCCAAUGUAUUGCCUGUUUGAAUAUGCAGGGAAAGAUAACUACUGCUUACAGAUAAACCCAGCCUCUUACAUUAAUCCAGACCACCUGAAAUACUUCCGAUUUAUUGGAAGAUUCAUUGCCAUGGCUUUGUUCCAUGGGAAAUUCAUUGACACUGGUUUCUCUCUGCCGUUCUAUAAACGUAUCCUAAACAAGCCAGUAGGACUCAAGGAUUUAGAAUCUGUUGACCCAGAGUUUUACAACUCUCUCAUCUGGGUAAAAGAGAAUGAUAUUGAAGAAUGUGGCUUGGAAAUGUUUUUCUCAGUUGAUAAAGAAAUUCUAGGUGAAAUCAAGAGCCACGAUUUGAAGCCAAAUGGUAGCAACAUCCUGGUCACAGAAGAAAACAAAGAAGAGUACAUUAGGCUAGUAGCAGAAUGGAGACUUUCCCGAGGUGUUGAGGAGCAGACGCAGGCUUUCUUUGAAGGCUUCAAUGAAAUUCUGCCACAACAGUAUUUGCAGUAUUUUGACGCAAAGGAACUGGAGGUGCUUCUGUGUGGAAUGCAAGAAAUUGAUUUGAAUGACUGGCAGAGGCAUACCAUCUACCGGCACUAUACCAGGACCAGCAGACAGAUAGUGUGGUUUUGGCAGUUUGUGAAAGAAAUAGAUAAUGAGAAGAGAAUGAGACUCUUGCAGUUUGUUACUGGGACAUGCAGAUUACCAGUGGGAGGAUUUGCUGACCUCAUGGGGAGCAAUGGACCCCAAAAAUUUUGUAUUGAAAAAGUUGGAAAGGAAAACUGGUUACCCAGAAGUCAUACCUGUUUCAAUCGCUUAGACCUUCCACCCUAUAAGAGUUAUGAGCAGUUGAAGGAAAAGUUGUUGUUCGCAAUUGAAGAAACAGAAGGAUUUGGGCAAGAAUAGCUAAAAUUUGCACCUUGAAGAAUGUGAACUCAACAUGACGUAUGUUCUUC